This is a messenger RNA of Paramecium sonneborni, 1251 nucleotides long. NCBI's taxonomy places the organism in Eukaryota, Ciliophora, Oligohymenophorea, Peniculida, Parameciidae. The record is from the annotation of a GenBank genome assembly.
AUGCUAAUAUUCAAAGAACUUUUGAAUAAUAUGUUAUAUUAUAGAAGUUAUUUAAUAAGAGGAGUUAGAAUAACUUUACCAGAAAUUGAUGCUUAAUAAUUAGCAAGAGGAUAGAUUGUUUAAAAUUAAGAAUAUUUAGAUUUAUUAUUUGAACUUCUAUAAUAUUCUAGUAAUGAAGUUCAAGAAAAAACUUGGUAUUUAUUAAGAAGUUUACCACCUUCUUCUUAAUUGAUUAAAUAGAUAUUAAAAUUUAAGAAUAUUACUUAACCAUCGUUUCAAUCUUAGUUUGUAGUCAUUAUAGUUUAUAUAUUAUUUAAUUUCUUAUGAUGAUUAUAAGCUUUAAUAUUUCUUAAAACUAAAAGAUAAAUGGAUGAGUAAAUUUUUGUAAUAAUUUUUUUAAAGAAUAUUAAGGUAAGAGUGUUAGUAUAGUUAAAUAAAUGAUAUGUAUAUUUACUUUAUCAUAAAUUGGUAAAGAAAUAUUAUCAUUUUUAUGAAAUAAAUUUUAAAAUAAUGUUGUAAAUGGUUUUGCUGCUUAGAGAUCUAAUUUAUAUAAGUCAUCAAGAUGAAUUUUAAUAAUUAGUUUAUAUAUUAAAGGAAAGUAGAUUAGGUGAUUAUAUAAUAGAAAAAAUAAAUUAAUUUUAUUCCAAUUUUAAUUAAUCUUAUAUAAGAAUUAUUAAAAUGUAAUGAAUUAGAAUAAGAAGAUAGAUAAAUAAUAAAACAAAGUAUAAUAAUUAUAAUCGUAAUCUAAUUGAAUAAUUAAGAUUUAUUAGCAAAAAGUAUUGAAAAUAUAGAGUUUUUAAAUAAAUAUUUUUAGUAGCAUAUUUACAUGAACAUCUUAUACAUUAAGAAAUUUAUCAAGCAGAGCAAUUUAAGUACUUUGUCUUGAAAGUUUAAAAAAAUAAUUAACCUAAUAGAAUGCUGUUCUAAUAAUUGAAAAUAAUGUUAAAUACUUAAGGUAAUUCAGCAUAAUAUUAGGAAUUUAUAAUUUAAUUAUGUGCAAUUGAAAUUGAAGAAUCAUAAUAAUACAUUGAUUAUUAAAAAUUAAGUGAAUAAAUGUUAUAAAACUUAAUUAAUUAUAAAAGUUAAAAAAAUAGAUAAAAAAUACACCUACUGAUAAAAUAUUAGUUGGUUUAUUAAAUUUAUUAACAAAAUUAUAUAGAUUUAUUAAAUAACCAAUUGAUUGUAGAAUAUUUUAUCAGGUAGGACAGGCUUUAGAGAGAAUUCUUAAAGUCCUUAUAUGCUUAUAUAUGA